AUGAACAGAGAUCAACAACUCGCCCUCAGAAGGCACAGCACUUUCAGAACGCAACUCGGGCUGCAACCCCUGAUCUGGUCGUGGCAACUCGCGGAACACGCACAAGAUCGUGCAGAUGCUUUGGCGGAGUCGAUGGAAAAAGGCACACAAUUUGAGGAGACGGCUCUUGAAGGAGAGAGUGUGGCGGUUCUUGGAAGUGUUGGGAUCAAGUAUCCACUCGACGAAGCGAGUCGGCUGUGGCAAAUCAACCAGGUUCGAGGCGAGGAUGGACAGGAGAAUGGUGUCCUCGAGGUAUCUUCCACCUGGGUAAGAUUCUUUGAAGUCGAUUGUUACGAGUAUCUUGCGAGCUAA
Ramularia collo-cygni is the source of this 351-nucleotide messenger RNA. RefSeq lists its product as uncharacterized. The record is from RefSeq and is a predicted model, not a curated record. The transcript has 2 exons. Bases 1 to 351 code for a protein of 116 amino acids. NCBI's taxonomy places the organism in Eukaryota, Fungi, Ascomycota, Dothideomycetes, Mycosphaerellales, Mycosphaerellaceae.